Messenger RNA from Cynoglossus semilaevis (tongue sole), 3778 nucleotides. RefSeq names its product ATPase H+ transporting accessory protein 1 like b (gene atp6ap1lb). The transcript has 7 exons. Bases 97 to 1161 code for a protein of 354 amino acids. Gene Ontology annotation, cellular component: proton-transporting V-type ATPase complex. Lineage: Eukaryota; Metazoa; Chordata; Actinopteri; Pleuronectiformes; Cynoglossidae. The record is from RefSeq and is a predicted model, not a curated record. Gene Ontology annotation, molecular function: ATPase activator activity.
AGAGCAGAUUAUGAAGCCGAGGAGCUCCAGCACAGCGCCAGAGUCUCCUCUCUCUCUCCUCUCCUUUUUCCUCCUUCUUCUCCUCUCAUUGUCUCGAUGGCUGCGCAGGCAUUCUUCGUCCUUCUCCUUCUCUUCAUCCUUCUCAUCUUCUCCAGCUCCCUGGCUUCGCCGUCUGAUUUCAGCAAGACCGAUCCUGCUCUCUCCCUGUCUGAUGAGGAGCUGCAGCCGGGACUCCUCUAUGAAGAAGUGCCUCAAAUCCUGGACAGAAGCAAAGAAAAUCCCAAACAAGCCACAAGAGUAACAUCAAGUCAGGAUGGUGAAUACGGCUUGGAGAGCGAAGAGUUUAUUCUGACGGACGAAGAUGAGAACCCACUCAGGAGAAUACUGCAGCCCUUUAACUGGCACCACCCUGGAAUGACUAACAGUAAGAGGAAGCUGCUCCAGUCCCUGAUGGGACCCUACGGCCCUCUGAGUGUGUCCUAUAACGGAAAGGUCUGCAUUCUGUUCAAGGCCAAGCGUUUGGCAAUCCGCUACAAGAACCACACCUUCAUCGACCUGACGGAGAGGGUCUUCAACCCCAGUACACCCGUGGACACUAAAGGUUCUGUCUGCACUAAAGAGAAAGCAACGCUUUCUUUAAGGUUUGGUGAUGUGGAGGAUCUGCGAGGACUGGUUAUCAGGCUUCAAAUGUCCAACACGUUUUACGAGGCAGCAGGUCAGAACUGGUUCACCCUGGACAGCGUUCACAUCCACUACAACUGGACCCAGGAGGCCACGUUCAACGCCAGUGAGGUCUACGCCCCCGCCACCUCGUCCUACCACUGUCAGCACGUCAGCAGUCUGCACAAAUACGACACACUCCUGGUUCCCAGCUCACACACCGACACGUCCGCUAACUGGCACAUCACUUUCACCGACUUCCAGAUCCAGGCCUUCAAUGUGCAGUCCAACAAGUUCGCUUCGGCCAGCGACUGCGCCACCUUUCUGACACCGGCGAUCCUAAUGGGUCUGGUGACGUCUCUGAUUUUGCUCCUAGUCCUGGCCUACGCCCUUCACAUGGUGGUACACCUCAAGCACAUCGACCGCUACGAGGAACACAAAGCUACUGUCUACUUUCCCCGGAGUCCAGAGGCGGAAUUACCAGACAAAAACAGUCUGUGAAGGAGAAAGAAAAAACAAAAAAAAAAACAUAACAAAAGGUGGGACAGAAAGGAGGAGGACAGGAGAUGAGGAGCAAGUGAACUGAGGAAUGAAAAAAAGUAUCCUCCACUGAAGAGUCCUUAAAUCUAAAUGACAACUUUUGCCUGUUCGUAUGAAAUCCUUAGUCUUUACUACUUUAUGCCAACGCAGAAAACCGUGGAUGGAUACUUUUUCUUCUUACUUUGUUGACCUGCAUCUUUGCAUCCAUGAAUUUAGGAAGCCCUCCCUGAGAGAAGGUUCCAGACCCUAAGGUCAAAGAAAGCCCCCAGGGCCCUGAAGAGCGAAGACGAUCAUCAGCCUUUACCCCAGCCAGUGGAAUAAUAAUAAUAAAAAAAGAAAACCCAAAAGGCUAGCAGCUGUAGCUAAUAUGGCUCAAUGUUACAUAUUUAGGGUUUUUUCAUCACCAACAUCUGCUUCACAGCUUAACGUGUUUUUGUCAGAUUCUGCUGCGAGACAAAUUGUGCAUAUUUCCAAAAAAAAUCCCCCCCAAAAAAAUCCAGUUUUCUAGUUAAAUAUUUGUAUCAGCUGCAUGUUACACAAAUCGCUGGUCUAUCUAAGCUAGUGCAGUGUUUCCUCAUAAAGACGACUAGGUAGAGAGGUUUGCAUGAUUCGCAGUUCAAAGUACGAUCAAAGCAGAAGGAGCUUGAAUCACUCUGGGGUGAAUGGUAGAUAUUUAUUAGGAAUCACUGGUCUAGCAUCUGGCUGGAGUGAAGGCCUUCAAGGCCUCUGGAGUUUCUCAACUCGACCUCCCCCAGGGAAGAAGCUGGUCUGGGACUCGUCCGGACUUUUACAGACCAGCUGGAUCGAGGGAUCGAAGGGGAAAUCCUUAAAAACUAGCACAACAGUGGUUAGCCGCAGAGGCGCUAACACCAAAACAAACUUUUUAAGACUAUCUGAGGAACAAUGCUGCACAAAAACAGCCACAUCUAAGGGCACUUAAUGAGGGGGUUGUGGGGUUUUUGCGAUAACGUGACUCUCUGAGAGUCAACAGGCGUGAACACAGGAGACCGAGAAGGCCUGAACAAACACUGACUGCCAAAGUGAAGCUACAAUGGAGUUGCCAUACUGUAUGGUAACGUCACAAGAAGAUCAAAAAAAGAAAAAAGAAAAAAGAAAAAAAAAAGUACCUGUACAGAAAUGUCACUCUUCCAACUGAGGAUUUUGUUUGUUUGUUUGUUUUUUUUUAUAUACGAUGUAAUCAUGAAGUACUACUAGCUACAGGAUGACUAUGCUAAUCAUCAUAACCAAAAGGAAACACAAGAUUCUAUAUAAGAAAUGGAUGCUGUCAUCCACAAUGGAGACCCUGAAGUCAACCAGACGUACCUCCCAACUGUGCACUAUUGAAAGCAGAUCGGAAAAUUAGGCUAGUUCUGAUCAGAUUUUUUUAAAACAUCACCUUAGAUAUUCCUAAAUUAAAGGUUUUUAAUUAUAUUUGUAUACAUUUAUAUGUUCAAAAGAACCUUGGUUAGGAUAUCAUCUUUAAUCUGUAUAAUUAUAUAUUGGUUAACUUGUAUAUAUUUCUACAUGUUAGCUGCUUGCAGGCUAAUGUUUAGCCUAUGAUAAUUAUAUUACUUUUUAGUUGUUAGUUUUUUUUUACUAAAUUAUCUUGGGCCUAAUUUUCACCAUUUUCUUUUACUCUUUGAUGGUUAUUCUCAACCUUGUUUAUUUCACAUUUUAAUUUCAAUUUUAAUAACAAUUCCCUUUAUUGGAAGAAUGAAAAUAAAUUCUGGGCUCAUUUUAGUUUGGUUUAAUAACUUUGUUGAAAGUGAAAUUUACAGCUAGAAUUUGAGACUCGUGUGCCGUCUUUGUUUAUGUUCAACUUCUGUGUUAACAAAGUAGCCUCUUCCAGUUGAAUUACUUUUAUUACUGGCGGAGCACAGUCAGCCUUUUUCUGGCACUACACCGUCUAACCCCACGGCUCCAUCCCUUUCUUAUAUACAGUCUAUGGAAAUACAAAGCUGUAGAUAAAAUCUCUGUGCGAUCAUAGCUGUUUACUAUCAUCGAAUUAUUGCACAACUAAUAAACAUAGGUACAAGUAAGACAUUGUUCUAUGAAGAUUGGUCUGAAAAAAAUAUAUAUAAUGCAUUUGGCUAUUUUUUUUUAUUAUUCCUAUGUUGUUUAUAUUCCACUGUUUGUCUCAUUUGUUCCACACUGGACUUCACUGGACAGUGAAUGGGUCCAGUUUCAUCUUAACUGUAAAUUACAAUAAAAAAAUAAUAAAAUAAAAUUCCCAACAUACUGUACCAGGACAGUACAUGGAAUGCCGUCCCUCCUCUCCUGGGAUUCAUUAUAGAUUCCAUUAUUUCUUUGCCAGAUGCCGCACUAGCAGCAGUAACAGCAUCAGUAAGUCAUCGACACUGAUUUAAAAAAAAGAAAUGAAUAAAUAAAAUUAACACUCAGCAUGACAGUAAGUAGAUAUCCUAACAUUCGAUAUGGCAGUUCUGUCAAUCUGUAGCAGUGUGAAAUUAAUGUGUUCUUUGGUCAUUAAUGUAUCCUACAAAUACGAGAGGAGCUGUGGCCGCAGUUGUUCAACGACCAACUGAUGUAGAUCGAACAAUAAAAUGAUAUUCAGAGGAAA